AUGGCCACUCUCCCUUCUGACCGUCGUCCUCUCAUCAUCUCCGGCCCCUCGGGCGUGGGAAAGGGGACGCUGUAUCAGCUCCUCUUCAAGCGGCAUCCGGACUGCUUCACGCUGUCGGUGUCCCACACGACUCGGUCCCCGCGGCCGGGGGAGUCGGACGGCGUGGACUACCACUUCGUGACCAUGGACGAGUUCGAGUCGCUGAUCGACAAGGAAGGCUUCGUGGAGCACGCCAAGUUCGGCGGGAACCGGUACGGGACCAGCAAGGCCACCAUCCAGGAGCAGACCGCCAAGGGACGCAUCGUGGUGCUGGACAUUGAGAUGGAGGGCGUCAAGCAGAUCAAGCAGUCCAAACUGGACGCGCGGUACGUCUUCAUCGCCCCGCCCUCACUCCACGUGCUCGAGGCCAGGCUCAGGGGCCGCGGGACCGAGACGGAGGGUGCCGUCCUGAAGAGGCUCGCCCAGGCAAAGAAUGAGCUCGAGUACGCCAAGACCCCCGGGGUCCAUGACAUCAUCAUCGUCAAUGACGACCUCGAGGAGGCGUACAAGAAGCUCGAGGAGUUCAUCUACAAGUCCUAG
This is a messenger RNA of Geosmithia morbida, 579 nucleotides long. Its product is annotated as guanylate kinase. The transcript has 2 exons. NCBI's taxonomy places the organism in Eukaryota, Fungi, Ascomycota, Sordariomycetes, Hypocreales, Bionectriaceae. The record is from RefSeq and is a predicted model, not a curated record. Gene Ontology annotation, cellular component: cytosol. Gene Ontology annotation, biological process: purine nucleotide metabolic process. Gene Ontology annotation, molecular function: GMP kinase activity. Bases 1 to 579 code for a protein of 192 amino acids.